Molecule: messenger RNA, 168 nt
Organism: Parastagonospora nodorum SN15
Lineage: Eukaryota; Fungi; Ascomycota; Dothideomycetes; Pleosporales; Phaeosphaeriaceae
Exons: 2
Coding region: 1-168 (55 amino acids)
Source: RefSeq, a predicted model, not a curated record
AUGGCAGGAACAUCCAUGGACCGCACCUCGACGCGCAAGCAGCACCACCUCCAAUACAAAGCACACAAUAAACAUACGACACGCAACCUAUCAGCGGCUUCUUCGCGACUUUCAAAGGACUCUACAUCUUCCACACGACCCAUCAGCGACUUCUCCGCAACGACCUGA